AUGGACCCAACCUCCUCAUCUCGUGAAUAUGAACCAUUAUCUUAUAUACGUGAAUUGGAGGCCAUGAUGCAGAAUGCUAUCCAACAACAGCAGUAUACUAUAACCAUCGCCAUAGCGAAAUUAUUGUACAGCAUUUUGCGCAUCAUACUUGGUCAACAAAACCCAGCACAUAGCUCAACAGCAAUGGAUGUGGAUUCAAAUGUAUUGUCUGAACUGAAGGCUCUUGGCCAACGUGUGACAGAAAUAAUCACAAAGAUGGACAUAGAAUUAAUUAAACAGGACAAGACAUUGAGAGCUAUAAGCAAGUUAAGAUUGCAAGAGCUUCUGAAAAUCAAGUCGGAUUUUUGCUUGCUACUGGAUGAUUGGGAUUGUGAUACUACAUUCAAAGAAGCUUAUACACUUUUGACGAAAGCCGAUGAUGAUAUUGUCGCGGUAUUGUUGCCGUAUUUGAGUUCUCUUUCUCAAAAAUGUAAAUUGUUACCCACCUGGUUUCCAAACGAAGCACUUAAUGAAAUGAAAAAGCGAAUGAAUAGACCGCUUAUCUUUGUCAAUUUAAAUCGAUUGCUAGUUAGAACGACGAAAAGCAGUGAUGAAUUGAUGAACCAAUUGUUACCUAUUUUACAUCGAUUUGGCAGUUUCAAUCGAAAGAGAGAGAGAUAUCAGAGCAAUGCUUGGAAUUUAUAUCUAAUAGGGCUUGAAGCGGGUCAUUGUGGGUGGUAUCAGCUAUUGUAUCUGAUAAUGAAGGAUCUAUGUCGUAAUGUAGAAAAGGAGGCAAAUUUUUAUUGGUUAAGAUCACUUGGCUCAUUGGCUUUGGCUGAAUGGACACUCUCACAGAAUCAGCCAGGGACUGAUCACUAUAUUCAAUGUUUGAAAGAGUUAAAAGUAAGCUUAAUUGACAAAUAG
This is a messenger RNA of Mycotypha africana, 903 nucleotides long. RefSeq lists its product as uncharacterized. The transcript is spliced from 3 exons. Bases 1 to 903 code for a protein of 300 amino acids. Lineage: Eukaryota; Fungi; Mucoromycota; Mucoromycetes; Mucorales; Mycotyphaceae. The record is from RefSeq and is a predicted model, not a curated record.